Molecule: messenger RNA, 1762 nt
Organism: Spizellomyces punctatus DAOM BR117
Lineage: Eukaryota; Fungi; Chytridiomycota; Chytridiomycetes; Spizellomycetales; Spizellomycetaceae
Exons: 8
Coding region: 517-1683 (388 amino acids)
Molecular function (GO): microtubule binding
Source: RefSeq, a predicted model, not a curated record
AGUAUCUGAACAUCCUCCGACUAAAGAAUUUCGGAAUCAAAGGCUUUGUAGGAUUUCUCUCGUGGUGGUGGGCUUAGUUACCCGGUUAGAAACAACCGUAAUGUAUCGCAUGUGUAAUUGGGCCUAGUGGUAGUUAGUGGAAUCGUGCUGCUUUGCACGUACCCCAGUUCAACCCAGGCCGGAAUCUGUAGCGAGUUAGGAUGGGGUGGGACUCGUUUGCAGGAUAGGUUAUGAAGGGUUGGACAGGCUGGCUAAUUGUAAAUUAGAACCGGCUGUAGUGGGUUGGAGGGAGAAUUUGUCCCUAGUGACAUUUUCUACCACCUGCACACUAAAGAAGGGUUUAGUCACGCGUUCUGCUUACCUACAGCUAAUCGUCAAAUUCCCCGAUGCUAUUUUUUGAUUUUUGGCCGAUCGAAUAUAAGUUGCAUGAAUGAAUAGCUGAUAUAUCCCCUGGAAGACCUUGCUUCAACCUUCUCGUACUCGGGUCAACACUGGAAUAGAUUGGCGCUUCCUACAAUGCAUGAUUCUAGGAAGCAUGAAGAAAAAUGCAUCUGCGCUGUUUGCACCUGCGGCAGGCAUAAGUUGUGCAAAGUUGCAAGAACUGUGGAAGGGCAUCUUGACGCUCAUACCGAAUAUGGAGACAAUUAUGUGAAGUAUCAGACGGAGAGACGAUUGCGGGGAAAGGCCCAUCCCCAGCAGCUCUCAAUUGGAGGGGAUUUUUAUGGUUCUACUGAAAAUCGGGAAAAGUUUGUAGCUCACGCAUUUCCCCCGCAGAUGCCGCCCAAAAAGGUCGUAUAUGCUCGAAAUGACGCUCCGUUUGAUUCUACCACUACUCAGAAGCAUGACUUUCCUGCUUGGCCAAUCACCACUGUAUCAUCAAUGAGACCCAAAGCAAACCAUAUUGAGAACACCGCCAAAUUCGAUGGCCAGACCACCAACAGACGGGACUUCCGCCCGUUUGAAUUGCAGUCCAGGCCCUUUCGAAAGGCUGCUGACUACCUCAAACCUAAUACCAGAUUUGAAGGUGUAACGACGCACGAUGCAGAUUAUCGCGCUUGGCCUGUUCCUCCUCCAGCAAAGUCUCGAGAGGUAGCCAGCUACGUCAGUCCAACAGAAGACAGGGAAUUUAAGUCGACGACAGGCGCCACAUACGUGGGUCAUCAGUUACCCAGGAGUUCCUUGUCCAUGGCUCCCCGUCAAGCGUAUGUGGUGUCUCCGGUAAAGUUUGAAGGUGUCACCACCAAUCGAGACAGCUUCCGCCGUUGGACCUUACCGACCAAGGAACCGAAGAAAAAGGCUAUAUACACUCCUAACCAAUCCGUUUUCCAGGAUUCUACUACAUACCACGAUAACUAUCAACCGAAAACGGUGGAGAGGCUUCUGCGCAUUGUCCCCAAGUACCAAGCGGUUCCAACAAAGUUUGAUGCGACAAGCACACACCGCCUGGACUAUCAGCCUCCCGCACACCAAACUCGCGAGGCUGACUUCAGACCAAGGGCGACUUACAAUCCACAGCACGACGACCGGGACUGGGGGACGACUAUGCGCUCGCAAUACACCCCUAAACCCAUUCCACGCUGCCCGGCGGUGCCCUGGAUGCCUUUAGAGCGAGAAAGACAUGAUGAUGGGCAUGUCUACUUGACGGAUCGUUCCCGGCCGGCGCUAGCUGGGGUUGUAGUGUAGCUCCCAUAGCCAUGUCCCCAACUUUCUUUGGUCCAAAAUAAUAGCUCCAAUCUUACGUAAGCCAAUGGCACAGCAGUUA